CGAAACAGACCACUGAUCGCUGUGCGAUACUCCAAACCUCAUCGAUGCGGCAUUCGACCGGCCGAACGCUUUUCAGGCUCGUUCGACUGGCUGCGAUUCAUCUUGGAAGUUUUUUGAGCUUGAACGUCCACCAGCCCUGUCUCCCUCGCUCUUCACCCUCGUCAGUGAUACAAGUAUGGUAGACAAGUCGAAGAAGAAGAAGCAGGCGAAUACCUCUGCUCCUGCCCCGAAGGAUCAGGGUGAGCCCGAUGAUGGCUUCAACGCCGGCAGCACUCGCUUCUGCGAGAGCUGCAAGCGCGACGUGCAAAUCGGCCUAGGCGGAGAGGCGAAUUGGCAGCAACACAUCAAGAGCGCAAAACAUCGCUCCAAAGCGCCCGUCCCAGCUGCUCGUGGAAUCAAGAAUUUUUUCACUCGAGCGAUAUCCUCCGUCAAGCCUACUGGAUCCUCAUCAUCUACGGCGACAGGUCUUGCGUCUCAGACGCACAAUGCCUCUUCAGACGUACAUCAGCCUUCCCAUUCUACCGUUCAGCCACUCGGCCCUGGCACCAACACUCAGUCGACCACAAUACCACAUUCUCAGACUCUUGUGCCCGUACCUUCUGCCGGCACAGAAUUGCGACCGAUCGACCUUGACGCCGAUGUUCUCGACAACACUGUCCGUCCCGCUGGUGCUAAUCAACCACUUUGGCUUGUUUUGGCCACGAAGAUACGUUUCGCGGAUACGCAGCUUCCGCCGGCGGUUCCUCUAGGCUUACUAUCGGACGCAUUCGCUGAGAUUACCGGUGAUCCGACGGAAGGUGUAGCAAAUGUAGAGGAGGCUUGGGAGGAAGAUUGGAGUCGUAGUCUUCAUCGCGUCUUGGGUUACAAUUCUUCGGUGGCGGAUUUGGUGAGAUUCGUAAGAAGGGGAAGGGCUGGUUUGGAGGGAUUCGGGGAUUGGGUGGAGGCGAUUGGACGGGCGGGAAUUGAUGUCGGGAUGUUGACGGAGCGCGUCGAAAAGCUUUUAGCAGCUGUUCGGAUUGUCUUAGAGCAGCACGGUCUUGAGCUUCGGUAUCCUGAUCCAGCAGGGCAUCAGGAGUCGACCGAUCUGGAUGAUAUGCCGCCGCCACUCGAACCCAUUACCAUCGUUCGCAAGCAUUCGACAUCAGCAUACGCAGCGCCCAUGGACCUCGACGAUAUCCCCCCACCACUCGAAUACGUUACGGACCUCGACGAUAUCCCACCGCCACUCGAACCCAUUCCCUCACAGGGUUCAAAGCCCGUUACGCCAGCACCCAUCUUAUUUACCUGCUUAGGAUAUCGCAUGACGUUCCCUGACGGUUCCUCUCCAUACCUUUCGUAUCCCUUCGCAAUCCACGACAUUCGAGCACUCCCAUGGAACGUUGCUAUCGUCAACCCCGGGCCUCAUAUGUAUCUUCGCUCUGUCGAUUGUGCUGGCCAGUCCACACGGCCCACUUGCGCUUCAUGCCGCAAGAUCGAGAACCAUUCCAUCGUCAUGGGUAUUCGGCAUCGGAACCUUGAUGGCGCUCACAAGAACACGCCGUGGGCCUAUCUCUCCAUUACUCAGCUGUUCGACUGGCUCAAGCAGAAGACUAGUCAGAUUGAUGCGCUUCACCUCGACGGUCUGAAUCGUGGUCGCCUCAUCGCCGUACGAGUUCGUCAUCUCGAUGGCUGGCGCCGUCUCGUCAUGUCCAUCAUCAAUAACGAGAUCCCUCGCAUCCGUAUUGCACUCGCUGUCCAGGAACGAAACGGUGCAGGUGUCUUCGGAUACUUACGAGCUAUCGACGCGGCAGCUAAGCAGGCAUACAAGCCGAAGAGUUAUCAAGAAGCCGACUUUCAACGCUCGUACCUAAUCUGGAAGCUCGGUGGCGUUUCCGCUGCAAAUAUUGCCCAUCGCACGCUCGGGACACCUUCCAUUGAUUCUACUCGGCGCAACAUGACCGUCAAUCACAUCCGAGCUUCUUCGGGCUUUCCUAGCGUGGAGGAUCUGCUAUCCAACCUUUGUGCCGCAUUCGAGGAUUGGGUUCCGAUGACCGCCGCUACCGGCCCACCAGGACAUAUCGUCGUCUACGGUGCAAGUGUAUCGUCCGAUGAGCUGAAGAUACAAGAGCGUCUGCGCUGGGAGGCCUUUCUCAACACGAUCCUUGGCCUGUGCCGCGAGCAUUCCUCUGGGCUUUGUCUCGACUUCCGCUCUCUUCGGCAGGCUGAUGUUGUAUUGGAGGCAUUGAAGGCUGUACCGCAAAGAGUUCAUUUCGCAUCUGAGGCAACGGUUAUGGCGCUGUCCAUUCUCACCAACCGCCCGCAAGACUACGUUGCUCGUCCUUUCUUGAUUUCCGGCACCUGUAAACGGGAGACAGUAACGCAACACCGCCGUCUGGUCCAGUCUGCUCUUACAGCAAUCGCCGCACCCACUUCGCCUAUCCCCCGCAAUGUUCGCAUCUACGUGAUCUCGACCGAUGGUGACAGUCGUCGUCGACAAGUGCUGAUAGACCAGACGAUGAACAAGGAGUUUCCAUUACAAUCAGCAGUCUUUCGUGCCUUCGAACUGUUCGAUCUCUUUUCGCGUGUCUGUGGUGAGGACGAGAUCACCAACGACGCAGAUUGGAAACAUGUGUUCAAGCGGCUUCGAAAUACCUUAUUGCGCCAAUCCGGCAUCACAAUCGACGACAUUUCCCUCUCGUCAGAUAUCAUCAAGGCGCAUCUCGUCGAGUCUCAAAGGAUGGCCGCUGAUGCCGCUCAACGAUUGCUUGCCCCGAACGAUCGCCAGGACGUCACUCUCAUGAUCCAGCUCCUUAAUUCAGUCUCUCACCUUCCUCCCCCGAACGAUCGUCUCUCUCCUCCGUCCCAAGCGUCUCGCCGCAUCCUCAAUCUUCUUGGAUCACUCUACCGCUACCUUCUCGAGUCAUACCUCGAUGUGACACUCUCCCUCGACGAACAACUCACCCGACUCUCUGCCGCAUCUCAUCUCGCCCUCGCUCUCUAUAAUCAAGACAAAGGGCGGUUCAUUCCUGUCCAGCUCUAUUUCGACCUCCAGUCUAUGAUUCGAACAGUCUAUAUUUGUGUCGCAAAAGCUCAGGUCGAUAAUCCGGACGGCCAAUUCUUUAUCAUCCUCCUUGGUACAGAUGGGCUCGAGCAGGUAUUUGGGAAGGUGCGGACGAUGGUCGGGAGCGAUUGUAAUGCAGAUAUGCUUCAGCUCGCCAACCGUAUCGAUGGCGCUGUUCAGUGCGUCAAGAUCCUCGAACUUCAUCCGGAGUGGGGUGGGCAGGCCCGGCGUCUCAAUCUGACCAGUUUGAAGGAGAUGGGCGAGGAGAUCACGGCUGCGCUGGACCACAUUAGUCCGCGUAGCUGGAAGGGAGAUGUGUCGUAUCGCGACCUUGUUUUGUUUACAUGUUGGUCGGAAGGAGAGCGAUUGGCGGCAGGUGUCUUGCGAGAGGCUGGGCUGGAAGUUCCUUUCGGAUGGAUGAAGGAGACUGGUGGAUAUGACAAUCUGUGCCCUUUCGGAGGUGGGAAGAUUGUUUUGAAGAACGGAUUGCUCUCGGAUGAGGAACAGCAGGAAGAGGAGGAGGGUGAGGAAGGAUCGACUGUGGCGCCGCCGUCAGACGGCGAGGUGGAAACUGGUGACGUCUCUAUCGACGAAGUCAACGCUGGUGGAAUAGAAUUGCCAGAUCUCGACGACCUCGCCGACGCUGAUGCUGCUAUCCAUCCCGAUACUGGGCGUCCUCGGUAUGAGCCUCGCGUUGUUGUCGAUCCCUCCAAUCCAAAAGGCCUCCAUAAAGCUUCCAUCUUACGACUCUACUCAAACCCGUUGGUCACGCCUAUCUCGAAGGACCGCCUGACCCGUGUCCGCGAUUCUCAGCAGUUCGAUCAGCCCGAUCUCUCACCUGCUGUCAGGGCUGCUCUCGCUGUACCAGAAGACAAGGUUCUCGCCGUCGAAGAUCCAGCGCUUACCUUGGUUCGGUGCGACAACCUUUUCUUUGUCGCGGUUGUCAGCGUUCUUCAAAUCCAGCACAACCACACUACCGUCUCCCUUCUUCCAUCUUCACUCGUCAAUCAACCCAAUGUUCGCGUCCGUGCUCGAAUCAUGACUCUUGUCUGCACCGACCGCUCUCAUCAGUCGGCACAUCCGGAUUGGCAGUGGAACGGUCGCUUCGAGUCUGGGAAUGAUCUGCGUGAUCUAGAAGGGACGCUUCUACUUCUCAUCGACCCAGACACCGAGCGCGGUGUCUAUCCUGGCUCCAAUGGGAACGAGACCUACAGUUUCAAGUCGUCUGAGCUGCGGGCCAUGGGUCAGCUUCUGUUCUCACGUACAAAGGAGGUCCGCCAUCGUAUCUGUAAUGUUAGGCUCUCUGAUACAUUCCCCUACCGCCUUCCCGAUGGUUCCGCUUGUUUCAUCUGCGAGGACGAAGACGUUGACCGAUACUCCCAACACCAUGGCGUCUGUUACCGUUGCGACAACAGAUAUACAGCUGGACUGUCUGGCCCUCGUAUAAUCGAACAUGAAGGCGCUCACAUCCUCUCCGACCCUCUCUUCAAGGGAUCCUCACAGGUCUGCGGCCUCUGUCUCGGUACAGGCUCGUCCUGUGUCAUCUUUCUCAGACAGUCGAAGAAAGGUACUUCUCAGGUCAACAUGACGACGUCCCGCUGCCCCAACCUCUACAAGAUUGUCAUGAAAAAAGCAGCCAAGUCAACCGUACGCUCGCCGUGCUCCAACGUGCCCUUGAAGUGUCCCCUUUGUAUUGCGCCAAAUUCUCCUGCUGUGUGGAAAUACAACCUCAAAUUCCACAUCGAGAACGACCAUCCCGGCGCAAACGCCGAAACUUAUCGUGAUCUGUAUGAGAUUAGCGAGAGCGAGGAGACGUUGAUGAAAGGGGUCUGGUUGAACAGGAAGGCUGUCCGGGUAUCGGCGAAGAUGAAGAGACUCGCCCAGCGUCCCCAGAUGAAGAUUUCGGACACUCAUAGCACCCGCCUCGCCCUCUUGGAGAAUGCGGAUGGCGAUGCCUUACGGACCGCCAAUCUUAACGAUAACGACGUUUACGCUCACAUCACCGCCCGUGAUUCUGUGCAUAACGCACAGUUGGAUGUUGACGUUGUGGAUGCAGAGGGGCAGGAGAGUGGCGACGAAGAGUUGGACCAUGAGGGUACUAGCUCCGAGUCGGAUAAUGAGACCACUGACGAUGAUUCUGAUCCUGGCGAGGCUACGAUAACAGAUGCGUACGUUGAUGAUCAGGGAAUUGUUGAGUGUAGUGACGACUUGGAGGAUGGAUUGGCGAGAAUUAUGGACGAUACCUCCCUUGCCUCCGAGCGUCCCCCAUCUCCGUCAGCUCCGCCUCACUCUCACUGUCAACUCGAAGGUCCCGAAGGCCAGUCCACAGAGACCAUGGCUUCAAUAGAUCCUGAAGUUGUGCAUGGCGAGCCUUCGUCAACUCAGAUGGCUUCCUCUCGCCCUGUGCGUCAGUCUGCUCGGAAGCGUUUGCGAAUCGAGUCGGACGAAGAAAAAGAAUGCUACGACCCGAAUUGCUCAACAUCCUUGAACGAAGGGCCCGUUGUUCGCUGUGAUGGACCAUCUUGCUCUUCCGUGUAUCACCUGAAAUGUGCCGGCCUCCUGCAAGUCCCGCAAGGGGGAUGGUUCUGUGAUACGGACUGUCAGGUUAAUGCCGGGUUCCGCGUUGGAAAGUCGAAGCGGAGGCGUCCUGCAUACGAGUAAUGUGAGCCAAAGCUGUAGCCGUAGCCGUAGCGUAGGCCAACGUCGAAUUUA
Messenger RNA from Stereum hirsutum FP-91666 SS1, 5752 nucleotides. RefSeq lists its product as uncharacterized. Bases 176 to 5701 code for a protein of 1841 amino acids. The transcript has 9 exons. NCBI's taxonomy places the organism in Eukaryota, Fungi, Basidiomycota, Agaricomycetes, Russulales, Stereaceae. The record is from RefSeq and is a predicted model, not a curated record.